Molecule: messenger RNA, 1564 nt
Organism: Saccoglossus kowalevskii
Lineage: Eukaryota; Metazoa; Hemichordata; Enteropneusta; Harrimaniidae
Biological process (GO): canonical Wnt signaling pathway
Cellular component (GO): plasma membrane
Molecular function (GO): Wnt receptor activity; Wnt-protein binding
Source: RefSeq, a predicted model, not a curated record
AAAUGGUACAUUGCCAACAAACUCUUCGGGUCUUCAAGACGAAACUAAUGUUCUUGCGGAAGACUUACAGGAAUCGCUGGAUGAUUUAAUCACAUCCGGGUUAGACCUGGAAGUUGAUGGGUAUACGUAUUCACUGGAUAUUGGCGGUGUUAUUGUGAGUGACGUCAUACUGGUGUGCAUGGACGGGGAAGUCCCCGCGACGAACGGAGAGUGUGCUGUCUGUCCCAGCGGAACGUUUACAAACGAAGACCAGAGCGCAUGUCUUCUGUGUGGUCAGGAUACAUACCAAGAGAAGACUGGACAAUUUGGCUGUUUAGAAUGUCCGGAAGGGACUGUCACAUUCGGACAAGGAGGAGACAACAUUACAAUGUGUUUAGAGCUAUGUGACGCUGGAUACCAAUCUUAUCAUGGCGUGGAACCAUGCGAUCCAUGUCCACUGGGAUUUUAUAAACAGUCCGACAUGAACCCAUGGUGUAAAGCGUGUUCUGAGGAUUAUCCCAAUACAAAAUUAGUUGGGUCGACAUCCGAUGCUGCUUGUCUCAAAUCAGAUCACACUAUGGACGAUAUUGGUAUGAAUUUGUUAUAUGCUACUAUUGCGAUCGGCGUAUGCGGUGUUGUUAUCAUUAUUUUGUCAGUUACUUACUGGCAAUACAGAAAACGUAUCAUGAAACGAAAAGAAAGAAACCCAACGUUGGAAAACGAGCAUAUAUUGGAAAGAGUGUUUGAAAUGAAAGUUGAUCAAAUUGCCAAUUGUCAUUCACCAGUGCGACGACCACUAAAUGGAGUGAUGGACAGCCACUACAAUGAUUCUAUCAGUAGUAUACAUGACAUUCCAACGUCCAGUCCACGAUAUAUGCCCAGACAAGUACGGUUUCGAGACGCCCCGUCUAUCAUAUCAUCGUCGCACUCGGAGACACACUUCAAACCAAUACAUUCAGCAAUAGGUGAAGAAGUAGAGGAAGAGUUGAGUAGUUACCAAAGCGAAGACCGGAAUAGUAUGUCGUCAUAUCAAAAUGAUGUCAGUUCAGAAAUGCUUGUUCUUUCUCCGUCGUCACUUCAAGAUACAUACUUCGAUAGCGACCGACAUAUUCAUGAUUCUAUACGAUACUCGGCAACUAAUGUUCCCGUGCAGAAUCAAAAUACUCUUCCCGAAAUUCCCCCACCAAUGCAGCAAAUCGGUCUCGGGCAACAAUUACAAUCAAGCGACCCAUCCGCCCAUAUAUCUUCUCUGAAAAUGGUUCUUUCAAAAAUAAUUUCAGAAUCCAGCUCUCAAUCGCAGUCACAGCCGGCGAGUUAUCCGCCCGUAGAUUACCAUGACCAUCGGUACUACGACAGGGUUCUGGCGAAUCCCAUCAGAGAACCCGACCUCGAUAUAAUUCAAACAAGAGACAAUACCACUUCCAAUUGGACGAGUAAUUUCCAACUCCGGCGAACACCAACACCGGAAAACACUCUAAUAACAUCACCAGAGCAGCAAGAGUAUCAAUUUGGAAGGCAGCUACUCAACGAUCUUUCACAUUCAUAUGCAGAUUGCGACAAUAACGAAAAUACCAUCCAUUUAUAG